Messenger RNA from Symbiodinium sp. CCMP2592, 333 nucleotides. The record is from the annotation of a GenBank genome assembly. Lineage: Eukaryota; Dinophyceae; Suessiales; Symbiodiniaceae.
AUGCGCCGAGUCGUCGCGAGCGCAAUCGUGGCAAUUGCGACCAUUGCAGCAGCAAAGGAGGCUGAGGUCCGCCUCGUGGUCGAGUCGCAGGGCUCCAUCAACCCAAAGCUCAUCAGAACUCACAGCGACGAAGGUGACCGCGGCCUUCCACUAUGCACCGGCCUGCAGAUCUGCAACGGUCGGGAUGCCUCCGAUUGCUCAGCAGCCAACAACGGCGACUGUGGCCAGAAAUACUGCUGCAGCAAGGGUCACCCAUGCUACCAAUGUUCUGGCGAUGGAUAUGACUGCAGGAACAGUGGGGCCUGCAAGAAUCCGAAUGGUCAUGGAAUUUGA